GUCGCCAUGGGCCGCCGCCCCGCCCGCUGGUUCGGCGCCCUCACGGCCUUUGUGUGCCAUCCCCGUCUUAUUUCCAGGCGAUGUGCCGUGUGGGCUCCUUGGACACCAAGGGCAGUCCCAGAAAAGCGUGUUCAGCUGCCUCGUGUGCCCCGCAGGGGGCGCCCUUCACGAGACUUGGAGGCCAACUUCAUGCCACGUGCCCAAAGGACUUUAGUUACCGGUAUUGUAAGAACAAGCCAUACCCAAAGUCUCGCUUCUGCCGAGGUGUCCCUGAUGCUAAGAUCCGCAUCUUUGACCUGGGGCGGAAGAAGGCAAAAGUGGAUGAGUUCCCACUGUGUGGCCACAUGGUGUCGGAUGAGUAUGAGCAGCUCUCCUCUGAAGCCCUGGAGGCUGCCCGUAUUUGUGCCAACAAGUACAUGGUGAAAAGCUGUGGCAAAGAUGGUUUUCACAUCCGAGUGCGGCUCCACCCCUUCCACGUCAUCCGCAUCAACAAGAUGUUGUCCUGUGCUGGAGCUGAUAGGCUCCAGACAGGUAUGCGUGGUGCCUUUGGAAAGCCUCAGGGCACAGUGGCCAGGGUCCACAUUGGCCAGGUCAUAAUGUCCAUCCGCACCAAGCUGCAGAACAAGGAGCAUGUGAUUGAGGCCCUCCGUAGGGCCAAGUUCAAGUUCCCUGGCCGCCAGAAGAUCCAUAUCUCCAAGAAGUGGGGAUUUACUAAGUUUAAUGCAGAUGAAUUUGAAAACAUGGUGGCAGAAAAGCGGCUCAUUCCAGAUGGCUGUGGGGUCAAGUACAUCCCUAAUCGUGGCCCCCUGGACAAGUGGCGGGCCCUGCACUCCUGAGAGCCUUGGCGCUGCCCCCUCCCUACCCACGCCCACCAAUAAACUCUACUUUCUUUUCCCUGUC
Mesoplodon densirostris (Blainville's beaked whale) is the source of this 900-nucleotide messenger RNA. RefSeq names its product ribosomal protein L10 (gene RPL10). The transcript is spliced from 7 exons. The coding region runs from base 81 to 836 and encodes 251 amino acids. Gene Ontology annotation, cellular component: ribosome; cytosolic large ribosomal subunit. The record is from RefSeq and is a predicted model, not a curated record. Lineage: Eukaryota; Metazoa; Chordata; Mammalia; Artiodactyla; Ziphiidae. Gene Ontology annotation, molecular function: structural constituent of ribosome. Gene Ontology annotation, biological process: ribosomal large subunit assembly; translation.